Molecule: messenger RNA, 375 nt
Organism: Miscanthus lutarioriparius
Lineage: Eukaryota; Viridiplantae; Streptophyta; Magnoliopsida; Poales; Poaceae
Source: the annotation of a GenBank genome assembly
AUGCAGCCCAGCCCGUCAAGUCGAGCAAUUCAAGAAAAGCGCCAGGAGCACAAGAAAGCAAACAUGUCUCUUCCUGCAUCUUCUAGCAGUUCAGUCACCCCGAUGGUUGAGAGCUCUGUCAGGCGUAGUCUGAGGGUCAACCGUGCCAUGUAUGGAUUCCAUGAGGUUAGGCUAGAGAAGAACCCAUCGAAGAGGAGGAAGACUUGUGGUGUAGUCCUGAUCGAUGAGUCUACCGGAGAAGUAGGCCCGGUUCCCAUUGCAAUACUACAUGGAUGGGGCAUUGACUGUGGAGUAGCUCCUACGGAGUUAUCUGAUGACGCGCUCAUGCAAGCGCCUGGCUCUAAACUAGUUAUCCAUGAUGAAUCUGCAGCAUGA